CAAAUAGCGCUAACAUUGAAUAAAUGCUGGUAGUGGAGCUGAAACGGGUUUAUCAAAGUAUUAUUGCUUGGAAAGUAGGCUCAAGACAAAUACAGUUUCACGACAGUAUAAAUACUACUAUUGGUGUACUGGGUCAGAGUAUCAAAAGAUCGCACUUUUUGUUUGCAGAACAAAACUGUCGUGUUGCUUUAAUGGUGGAUUGUUGUCUUGUGUGGCGUGACGUGUUUGGGGCGGAGUGAUGACGUUGAUCGUAAAGAAACGAGCGUGCUGGAGGCUGGACUGCAGAAUGAAAGUUGUCGAGAAGGAAAGAGGAGCAUACUGAUCAGACUUUACUCUCAACCGAGCCCAUCGGCGAAUUUACGACUCUUUCAGACACAGAAACAGCACGGAUCUGAAUACAGACCACAGAGCAGAGGUGGAGAGUGUGCAAAACCCUGCUCAUGGAUGAAGAUGAUGAUGAUGUGUUUGGGGCUGUCUCACACUGCUGGCCUUCCUCCAGCACAGGGAUAAAGCAGGAGGACCAAAGCACGCAGACCCCAGGGAGCCAAGUGGCACGUAUAAAUGGCAUGCUGCCCUGUGGUGUGGAUGAGGAGCCCAGACGCCUCUUCUACGGUAGUGCAGGAUUACUAUUGCUGACGUCGUCUGCCCGUUCUGACCACAUCGAGAACGCCAUGCUUCCUGAGAAUCAACCUCGCCGACGGCAAGCGCACAGCGUGGAGGUUCAGAUUGGCCAGAAACUCCAGAUGAUUGGCGAUCAAUUCUAUCAAGAGCACAUGCUGCAACACCGAAACCAAAGGAACCAGUGGCCAUUUUGGUUGCGUUUAGCCUCAGCGCUGUACGCUAUACUUUUUGAAGGCGAGCCAGCGGUGCACAGGAGGAGACCGGAGGAUCGCAGGUGAGAAGGAUGCCGUGACAAGAUCCGCCACCUCCGCUUAAUGGCACUGUUCGACUUUCAACACGGGUUUUUAGGGGAGAAAAUGAGAAGGAGGGCAAUCUCUGCGGGACGGGGACCUCCUUUUUCCCACCUCAAUAAGAUGCCAUGGUGUUCAUAAGAUUAUUUUCAUAUAAGACUUGUUGAGAUGUUUUGUACAAUAUUUUCUGUCUUUUCGAAUUUCGCUUGCACUUCCUCAUGUCUACAUUUUGAACAACUUCCGCCCUGGGAAUGCCUUAUCAUCUCCAGCCACUGCAUAAAAACUGAAUACUGAAUGUGGACUAUAGAAGAGAAGGCGGUGGUUUGGAAGGGUGUUUUGUUUUGUUUUGUUUUGUUUUUUUUCUUCCCUAAAUUUCUUCCAGGACAUCAAUCAGCCCGACUUAUCUUCAAAGAGUUUUGCACCUCAGUAUAUCUCUGUAGAGAUUCAUUAUAAUUAUCAUUUUUUUAACUUUGUUUUUGCUAUUUUUCCCCAUAGCUAUUAAUAGGAAGUAGACAGGCCUCUAAUACUUGAAGUUAGUUUUUCUCAUUGAUUGUCAAUAAUCAGCAAGGGAGAUCACCAAAUAAUUUGAUGCAUGGAGGCAAUGUGUCAUCUCCAUUUAAGACUGAAGAACAAGAUUACAGUGCCUAGAAUUGUAAAAAAAAUUUUGUUGUUGUUGUUUUUUUUUUUUUACUCAAACCACCUUCCACAAAUCUUGAGUGAAGGUUUCAGUAACCAUGAUUGCUUAGAGGCCUGUUUUUUCCCUCCUGGUGUUUUACAAGGAAAUUCACUGUGGGUAUUAGUACACAAGUUUAACACCAAAAAAAACCUCAGUUCUGAUUCUCACCACAUGCAUUCAGGUUGAUAUAAAAGAAAAAAAAAUUCACUGAAUUUCUACUGAACGUUUUAUUUACCACUGGUCCUCGUGGUUGGCUGUUGAACAUCCUUGUAGCCACUUGUUUUUCUCAGCCACAGAGCAAUACUGUGUCUGUGUGAAGUGACUGCAUUUUUCCUCUCAGGAUACUCUGGUGUUUUUAUCUUACAGAAUUUCAAGUUGUGAUUGUGCUUUUUAUACCGUUCAGUUUAAAUGGGUUAAAUGGGGUUUUUUGUUUAUUUUUUUUAUAACCACUACUUUUUGCUUGUUUUAGAUAAGGAUGCUCCUCUGUAAAUUGUUCGUAAAACUGUAAUUGCCUUGUUUGAAGACACUGAUGGAUUUUUAAUGCUGUUUUUUGCUUGUAGAGCUUUUCUUUUUACAUGUUAUUUUAUUUUAAUUUUAUUUUAAAGGAGUGAUUGUAUAUUUUGUGAAAUUUGGUUUUUAAUUUCCAACUGUAAAGUAGCUUUUUUUUGUUGUUACAUAUAAAACUGUAGUUACAUAUGGAUACAUUAACAUCAGAUGCAGAAUAUCAUUAAAUGUGAUAUGAAGGACCUAGGAUAAUUUAGAACUGAUAGCAUGUUAGAGUGUGCUAGUUUCACAAGAAAUGGCUUUAAUUAUAUUAACAGUAGUCCUACGAUUACACAGGUACACAGAAAUGGUACACAGUACAAAAAACACCUCUAGUUCUCAUCAACAGUUUUGCCAGCUGUGGAAGUGAGCAAAUGAGUAAGUGUGGGGCACAGGCUACUUCAAGCAUGGUGAAUGUCCAAAGAAAUGCUAACCGUUGUUUCCUGCAGAUCGUGAACGCUGAGCCAGUGACUGUAGCCCUCACAACUCUGUAGCUACCUUUCUCACUUCAUCUAGUCUCCAUCCAUAUAUACAUUCACUCCUUAACCUUUUGCGUUUGCUUCUUUUAUUUGUAAUUUAAAUUGUUGGGGGGUUUUUUGUCCUUUUUAUUUAUUUCUUUGUAUAUUGAUUCAUUGCUACUGUAUAGGUUGUGUGCAAUUUCUUUUGUGUUUCUUGCCACUUUUGUUUUAAUCCUGGAUGUGUCUAUGUUUUGUCUUCUUCCUCACCCUGUGGAUUAAGGAGGUGAAAGGUUAGCCUUUUUUGGAGCUUGUUUCAUGAUGGUCAUUUUCUGAAUUUUUUUUAACAUUACUUUUUAAAUAUGGCCAACUAUAAUCAUUGUAGUCCCACAGGACUGUAUUAUGUUAUGAACUAUGAAGGGAGAGGGAGUCAUUGUUUCGAAGGUCCGUUGUCCUUGGUUUUCUCUGAAGAACAUGAAUGAUCAUGGAAAAAAUGGGAAAAAAGGUAACAGUACUGAAUCUAUUUUCCAGACUGAAGGAAUCCAAAAUCAGUGAAGGACAACCACUUUCAGAUGGGCGACAAAUUAAAGGUAAAGGAAAUAGAGGCUGUUAUACAUUCUGGGGGAUUUUGCUAACCAUUUAAUUUGUCACCUGUCUACCUUUUUAUAUUAAACUUUUUUUUCUUUUUCAAAUGCCAUUGAAACAGUGUACAUAUAUAUUAACAGGAUUAUUGGACAAAAAAGUCCCAGAGGAAAGUCUUUGCCCAUGAUUGAACAGUGAAUGAAAAUAUUUGGCCACCAUUCUCAAUGACCUCAUUUUCAUGAUGCUCACUGUCUCCUACCAGGUCUUGCUCAAAGUUUAUAUAAUAUAAUAGUACAUCUGUAAAUAUUUCUCAAUGACGAAAACAGGGUAGGAAAGAUUGAUCAAGACACUGGGCCAUGUUAAUGAGUUAGCUCUCCAUCUCCACUGUAUUCACUAUUUUCUUGAUUUACAUGCACUGGAAAAUAUUUAAUAUUUUCGUCCAAUCUAAUCCUUGAUUUGUUGGGGUUGUUUGUUUUUCUUUCUUUUCUUUUUUUUUUUUUUUU
Molecule: messenger RNA, 3670 nt
Organism: Silurus meridionalis
Lineage: Eukaryota; Metazoa; Chordata; Actinopteri; Siluriformes; Siluridae
Gene: bmf1
Product: BCL2 modifying factor 1
Exons: 4
Coding region: 441-899 (152 amino acids)
Biological process (GO): positive regulation of apoptotic process; apoptotic process; negative regulation of autophagy
Cellular component (GO): myosin complex
Source: RefSeq, a predicted model, not a curated record